AUGUUAAAGUACUUUCAUGAUUUAUCCGAUGAAUAUGCCAAAAGUACAUACAACCCUCAAACUAUGAGUGAGUGCAUCUAGGGUGUGUAUGAGUAUCUGAAGUAAGAGAAGAACGAAGAUCAAUUCGUCAUCAACAAUGGAGGAAUAAAACUCAUCCAUCAAUCUUAAUGGCAUUUCGAAAAGUAAUACUCAAUCUGUUUAACAUUCAAUCCUCAAGGAGAUGGAACGCUCUUCUAAUUUUCAUCCUCUCAUGUCGAUGGCAAAAGAAUAAUCGCCAAUGGAGUUCAUUGUUAUAUAAUGGCUGGGGUAGUAUUCUAUAAGAAUGUGUACCAGAGAUUCACUCUAGAGAAGGUUAUUGUGGAGGAUUACUCUUCCAAUAAUAAGUUGGGGGACGUCAUCAUGGAUGGGUGGAACGAACUAAUUAUUUCACAUGAAUGUGGAAAACUAUAUUCCAGACCAAAGUUUAUAUAUUCAAUUAAUCAGAAAAAAAACACUUUGCAGAUUGAGUAUCCCAAAAUCAGGAAUCAGAAUCUUGAGCUCCUCUACUUCUAGCACAUUAAGUGCAAAGUCAAGGAGAUCUCCGUUUAUAGUGAAGUCGUGGAUCUCCAUCUGAAAUCCCCCUUUUAUUCAAAUCUACCCAUUGUACGAUCCUCACCAAACCUAAAGAGUCAAAGACCGAAUCCAGAAUGUAGUUUAUGA
Messenger RNA from Paramecium tetraurelia, 699 nucleotides. RefSeq lists its product as uncharacterized. The record is from RefSeq and is a predicted model, not a curated record. The transcript has a single exon. Lineage: Eukaryota; Ciliophora; Oligohymenophorea; Peniculida; Parameciidae.